This is a messenger RNA of Triticum aestivum (bread wheat), 1502 nucleotides long. RefSeq lists its product as uncharacterized. The coding region runs from base 7 to 1143 and encodes 378 amino acids. The record is from RefSeq and is a predicted model, not a curated record. Lineage: Eukaryota; Viridiplantae; Streptophyta; Magnoliopsida; Poales; Poaceae. Gene Ontology annotation, molecular function: protein binding. The transcript has a single exon.
GCGAUCAUGCAAAGCCCUAGCACACUGUGUGUCGCCUCUGCAUCCACCCAACCUGUUGAGCAUGGUUGGGCAUACCUCCCGGUUGACCUGCUCGAAUCCAUUAUUGCUCUGUCAGGAUCCUUCCGUGACCUUCUUGCCUUCGCCGCGACCUGCCGCUCUUGGCGUGCUGCAUUCUCCUCAUACCCAUCCAAAUCUUCCUUCUGUGCCAAAUUCCCACCUCUCCUUGCCCAAUUCAAUGUUCGUGUUCAAGGUCCUGAUCUUCCUUCUAACAAUGGUCGUCACGAGCUGUACACAUGUAAGGUCAUUGAUCCGAUGAACAAGAACGUCGCCCUUCGCUGCCAGAUUCCUCUAGAAAUUUAUCAGGAUACACAUUUCGUUGGAACUUCCUAUGGUCAACUAAUUUGCUAUUGUGUUGGAUAUUGUCUUCUUGUGGAUGUGUUCAGUGGUGCUGAGGUUUCAGCUCCACGUCUCCCAUUCAAUCACAAUUUCGACGGGCGCUACUUCAGCGGCACUCUUACAGCUCCCCUUGCAUCACCCAACUCACACCUCCUUGUCUGCACCGUAAACUCCCUGUUUGAUUGGUCAGUUGGAAGUAAAUCUUGGUCUAAGCUGCAGCUUCCUAAUGCAUGUAUAAUACAGAUUGUGAAAUUCAAAGGUCAGUUCAUUGCCAUGGAUGAUUGUUGUAACAUCUACACUUUGCAGCUGUCCCCACAGCUUGGUCUGCAGAAGGUAACAACUGAAUUGGCGGAAUAUUCACUCGCACAUGUGGAUUCGUGGCUAGUGGUCUGUGGUGACAUGCUUCUCAUGGUCAGGGUGCAUCCAUACUUGUCAGUCGUAAAAUGUAUACCCUACCACCUUGACAUUUCAACCAACCCUGCAAAAUGGGUGGAGGUAAAGCAGCUGGAUGAUUGGGCACUCUUUGUUGGGGGUGAUGUGAGGAGCCAGCCAUUUUCUUGCAUGAGCCCUGAAAGAUGGGGAGGGAGCAGCAAGCGGUUGUACUAUGCAGGCCGCCACUCUUUUGUCUUACAUGGAUUGGGUGACGAGCUAGAUCCAUCUUCCGGUUAUGAGUACAAAAGGAACUCGUUCAGCGAGCUACAGCCCCUCUGGGUGUACCCAAGCAUGUUCUACUCGGACAUCCAGUGAUCAUCUCGUGCCACUGCAGGUUGCUGCUCUACGAGCUCCUGACGAAAUUUUCCCCUCGCAACACAGAGCAGGGAAUUUUGCAACUUGGGCGGUACCAUUGUAGCAUUAGUCACUUCAGAGCUUGGUGGGAAUAGUGCUGAAGCUUGUGCACUCAGUUUGGUAACCCAGUAUGUAGAACCUGGUAUUAAUGUUCAGAGCUUGUUAGAAGUUGUCGCGCUUCCAGGUUAUUGUUAAUUGAACUAUGUUGUUUAAUUAUGCACUUUAUGAUGUGUAGUACUUUGAAGUACCUGUUGCUUGUCUCUGCUCAUACGACUGAUAAGUUUGAAGCUUCUAGACUGCAUUUGCUUAAUUUCGCCCUA